Molecule: messenger RNA, 1071 nt
Organism: Darwinula stevensoni
Lineage: Eukaryota; Metazoa; Arthropoda; Ostracoda; Podocopida; Darwinulidae
Source: the annotation of a GenBank genome assembly
CUGGGGAUUUCCACUCUCGUUCUUUUGAGCAGAGACGGGAUCGAUUUUCAUCCGUGUGUCCACCGAAGUUGGAUGUUCGUUCGACGUCUCCGGUUGCGUGAGCACUUGGAGAGACUUCCUGCAGGGAAAUGUGACCUGUUUAUUUGCUGCCCCUCUCGUAUGCGAGGCCUCUACAUUCGAUUGUCUUAUCUAAAAGGCCUGUUAUCGGAGAACAAAAAAGAGAGAGUGUGGUAAGAUGGUUUCUAUGAGGCAUUCAGUCCCUUUUCAGCUCCGUGAUCACGGGAUUAUAGGAUGAAAGUUCCCGAAGGCUUCAAGUCCGGUUGGGGACUCCAAAUCCACGAUCCAUCCGUCUUUUCCAGAUCUCAGUGGGAUGGGGGUCACCAGGCCUCCCUCACCUAUCUGGUGUUCCGGCUCCUAUUGGCAGGCUAUUUCAUCGCCACUGAGAUUUACUUCAUCUACUACAUUACUCCGAGUUUUUUCUUCAUUUACCUCACGGACCUGGCUUAUACUCUCCUGGUCAUCGAUGCCUGCCUUCAUGCUUACAAUGCCUACAAGAUGGAACCGAAACAGAGGGCAGUGUACCAGGUGACCUGGGUCUUCAUGUCCAUCGCAUAUUCUGUGGGGAUACUCGUCACCAUUUUCUACUGGAUCUUCUUGUUCGGAGAAGAAUCGGAAUUUCCGCUGGGAUUCGACAUACAAAUGCACGUCCUUAACUCCCUCUACAUCGUCGUGAGUGCGGCGACAAUGGCAGCGCCGAUUCAACUCAAGCAUAUGUAUCAACCAGUUCUGUUUAUGUUCCUCUACGCCGUCUUCAGCAUUAUUUACUGGGUCGCCGGUGGCGUGGAUGAGCAUGGAAGUCCCUACAUCUAUCCCUUUCUUUAUUGGCUCCACUUCGGAACGGCCUUGAAAUAUUCCGCGAUCGCCACCGUUGGUAUGAUCUUAGCCCAUCUCAUCGUCUGGGGCAUCUGCAAACUUCGUUGCCGAAUCGCGCACAGUGUUAUCGGUCGCAUCUACCGAGUCCACUCUGUCAUCGUCUAGUCCCUCCAGUGCAAACCGGCCUUGAAUCUCUUC